Messenger RNA from Xenopus laevis (African clawed frog), 3208 nucleotides. RefSeq names its product inter-alpha-trypsin inhibitor heavy chain 2 L homeolog (gene itih2.L). Lineage: Eukaryota; Metazoa; Chordata; Amphibia; Anura; Pipidae. The record is from RefSeq and is a predicted model, not a curated record. Gene Ontology annotation, molecular function: serine-type endopeptidase inhibitor activity. Gene Ontology annotation, cellular component: extracellular region. The transcript is spliced from 21 exons. The coding region runs from base 77 to 2875 and encodes 932 amino acids. Gene Ontology annotation, biological process: hyaluronan metabolic process.
AAUUGGCGUUUGCUUCAUUUGAAGAGAGUUUUCUUUUGGACUGCCAGAGGGGUUAAUCUGGCUUCAGGGAGAAAACAUGAAGCCAUUUGUGUGUCUCCUUUUAUUAUUUCUUUCUUCUGAAAUAAGAAGCUUUGAUAUAAUAAUAGAGGAGGCUCCUGAAUCCGCCGACCUCGGUGAACUACUGAAAGAGUUUGAGCCCAGUCUUGCUGAGAGAAACAAGAGAAGUGUACUCAGCGACGAUGAUGAGAGUGAGGUUUUUACAGAAGAUUCAAUUACUCUUCACAGCUACAAGGUUGAAUCCACUAUAACUUCACAUUUUGUAAACACCAUGAUUAGAAGCAAAGUGGUGAACAAUGCCAAGCAUCCACAGAACAUUGUAUUUGAUAUCCAAGUUCCUAAGGGAGCUUUCAUCAAUAACUUCACUAUGAAUGUAAAUGGCAUCACAUUUAGUGGGUCAAUUAAGGAGAAGUCUGUGGCCAGAAACCUAUACUCAAAAGCAAGGGCACGAGGCAAAGCAGCUGGAUUAAUGAGGACUAAUUCCCUGGAUUUGGAAAACUUUAAAGCUGAAUUGAAUGUGCCCCCAGGAAGCAAAGUACAGUUUGAAAUCCAUUACCAAGAAGCCCUGCGUCGGAAGUUAGGUGUUUAUGAGCAUGCUCUCUAUAUUCAACCUGGCAGAUUAGCAAAGCAUUUAGAGGUUGAUAUUUAUAUUACAGAACCACAAGGAUUCGGUUUUGUUAAUGUUCCUAAAACAAUUACAGAAGAUUUUGCUGGACUAGUCAAGAUUACAAAAGGAGAUAAAAAGGCUCACAUUUCAUUCAAGCCAACUUUGGAUGAGCAGCGAACAUGUCCCACAUGCUCCACCACAGCUGUGAAUGGAAACCUUCUAGUAAAGUAUGAUGUUAAAAGGGAACAAAGUAGCCACCUUCAGGUUUUCAAUGGAUAUUUCCUCCACUUCUUUGCUCCAGACAAUCUGCCUCCACUUCCUAAGAAUAUCUUAUUUGUCAUUGAUGUGAGUGGCUCCAUGUGGGGUCUGAAGAUGAAACAGACUGUUGAGGCUAUGAAAUCUAUUUUGGAAGACCUGCGUCCCGAUGAUCAGUUCAGUAUUGUUGAUUUCAACCACAAUAUUCGGUGUUGGAAGGAUGAGUUGGUUUAUGCCUCAUCUGUAGAAAAAGAAGAUGCUUCAAAAUAUGUUCAAAGAAUACAGCCCAAUGGAGGUACUAACAUUAAUGAAGCUCUGCUUCGAGCAAUAUUCAUACUCAAAGAAGCCAGCAACAAAGGUCUACUGGAGCCCAACUCUGUUUCUCUGAUUGUGCUGGUGUCUGAUGGUGAUCCCACAGUAGGUGAACUAAAACUGUCGAAAAUUCAGAAGAAUGUGAGGACAAAUAUCCGUGAUGAUUUCUCUCUGCAUUCCCUUGGCAUUGGAUUUGAUGUGGAUUAUGAUUUCUUAGAAAGACUUGCCCAGGAGAAUCAUGGAAUGGCUCAGAGAAUUUAUGGGAACCAGGAUACUGCUGCACAACUGAAGGAAUUUUAUAAUAAAGUAUCUACUCCCCUGCUGAAAAACAUUGUUGUUAACUAUCCAAUGGAAGCUGUCUCAGAUGUAACUCAGAACAGUUUUCACAACUACUUUAAAGGUGACGAGAUUGUUGUUGCAGGUAAACUGAAGCCUGAAAGUGUUCCAAACCUAAUGAGCAUCAUUAAUGCAAACUCGGCAAACGCUGACUUAACAUACCAAUUAAUAGAGGAGGCGGAAGAGCUAAAUGAACUAUUUGAGGAGAGCAAGCAUGUAUUCCCUGACUUUGCCAGACAAUAUUGGGCUCAACUCACCAUCAACCAGCUCUUAGCUGAGAGGAAUUUAGCAACUACUUCAGCUGCCAAAAGGAACAUUACCCAGACUAUCCUUCAACUGUCUAUUGAUCAUCACUUUGUGACACCCUUCACCUCCCUACUGAUUGAAAGUGAAAAUGGAAAUGAAAGGAUGCUGGCUGAUUCACCUAGAGAUCCCAAAGGAGGAUGCUGUCAAACAUUGGUUGUGAACGCCAGGGUACCCCCAAAUCUACCUCAACCAACACCAGAGACAGGAGCUCAACAAUCAAAAACAGCACCCCCUGAUGUUAUGAUACCAAAAUUAGUUGAUGACGAUCCACACUUCAUCAUAAACUUGCCAACAAGUCAAAUUAAUGUCUGCUUUAAUAUUGACAAUCAGCCUGGAAGUAUCCUGAACUUAGUGUCAGAUCCUGAACAAGGCAUAGCAGUGAAUGGGAAAAUUAUUGCUGCCAAAAAGGCCAAAUCUGGCAAACUGAACACUUACUUCGGGACAAUUGGAAUGUAUUUCAAGGAACAAAACAUGAAGAUUGAAAUUAGUCCUGAGAAAAUAAUAGUUAAAGAUGCAUUCUACAGCAGAAUGAUGUCAUGGUCAGAAUCAAUCAGUAUGGACCAAAAUGGAUUCCUUGUAUCGGUGAAGAAGAACAGCAAUGUCACAAUUACAGUUAAUGAAAACAUGAAGCUCUUAGUGGUUCUUCAUCGGGCCUGGAAGAAGCAUCCAGUUAAUGUUGAUUUUCUUGGACUUUACAUUCCAAAUGAAACCAAGUUCUCGGCUGCCACUCAUGGGUUAAUUGGCCAGUUUAGAAUUGAACCUGAAGUCAGUGUUUAUGAUGUGAGAGCAGGAACUGACCCAGAGAAGCCUAUUGCCACAAUGGAAAAAAAUGGAGACAAACUUACAGUAACAAGAGGGACACAGAAGGAGUAUCUCACACACCCUGGGAUGCCAACUAGUGUUACCUGCUGGUUUGUGCACAACAAUGGAAAAGGCUUCAUUGAUGGACAUUACAAGGAUUACAUUGUACCACAGAUCUACAGCUUCUUCAAACGUCAUUGAAAAAUGUGACAUAACUUGUUUUACUAAGGAAAAAAAAUUGUUGCAUUUUUGUUCCAUUUUGCCAAAUAUUUUCUCUUUUACUAUGAUGAGAAAUAGUAGUACUAUAUAUGUGUGACACAAAUAUGCCUCAAGAGAAUUUUCAUGUUUCAGACCAAAAUGACAUAAAGAUCUGCACUCCCCAUAUGGUAAAGCUGUGACACAGAUACACAAAUCACCCAUAGCAAAGCAUUCAAACAAAAGUGGUUUAAUCAGUCCAUAACAUUGUAUACUCAAUGCAAUUAUUGGCUCUUUCCAAUCACUAUUAAUAAAUGGAUAAUAAGGUUAUAUUUAAAA